CAUUCUAUCCAACAAUGUAUGCAACAACGAACGCAUGACAGAAUGCCGAGACAAAAAAAAGGCAGUCGUAAAACCAAGAAGAAGCGUCUGUCAGGAAACGACGGUGAGGAUUUGCUGAAAAUGAUCGGUUUAUCAUCUAACCCCGACAAAAAAUACAUGACCAAUGAGUCCAUAAACCUUCUCGAGGAGAUCGGAAGGUGCUAUACUGAAACUGGGCGACACACUGGUGAAACUGAAGGGGAUAACCUGUUAAUGUUGAUCGGAGCUAGCUCAGCAGAUCAAGCGGUAAAGGCGGUAAAUUGUGCCCCCGACCCCUCAAGUAUUAUCGCUCAGGUUCAGGCCGACGCGCUGGCACGGCGUAAACAAACGGAAGAGCAAGAUCACGGAGGUUAUCCGCAAGGCAUACGUUAAAAACUGGCAAAGCAAAGGAAGUAUUUCUUGAGACAUCGACUAGCCUCCAAUAGGUGUAUGGCUACCAAUCAGCAUUUCCUUCACAUGGUUACUCACAUGUUACAGAAUUACUCACAUGGCCAUAAAUGUCACGUAAUAUUUGUGAGUGAUAUAUAGGUAUAGGGAACCUUAUCGAAUGGACAAAAUCCACCGGGUAUACGUCUUCUAAAUUUUGAACUUCCUCAUUAAAAGAAAACUUCAUUCGGCACUUAGCUCUUACUAACAGCGUUACGAGUGGUAAAUUCAGGUAUGCAUCAGUGAUAAGAUGAGCUAAUACAGUUUACAAGUAAACGGAAAUUUACUUCGACACUUGAGUUCAUAUCUUGUACGACUAGCAAACACUUCAAUAGGGGCCAGUGAUCCGUUCUUUUUCAUUACUUAAUGCUGGAAUCGACACGGCAUCAUUCACACUUCACUGAACUUAUUCUUACGAUGCACAGCUGGAAGUUUUUAUCUAUUGCAAGUAAUGUACGGCAUUAAAUAACUGAAAUUAGAAAACAGGAGAUGAGACCAUAGGUGUACAGUUAUAAUGAUGAUGAUAAUAUAUAUGCGAAAACGCUGUGCAGGCAGCAAAUGGGACGUGGAGCCUUUAGUAUAGGCCCAGUACAAAUCCGAUAAAUGGGCUCACCUUAGCACGAUGUGAUUAUUUUAUCGCAUAGUUUCGAAGCCGCCAGCCAUGGCUGACGCGUGCACAACGUCUCUACGAUGAAAGCCCUUGUAGUGCAACAAUUUUAUUCGCUGUCUAUGUGCAAGCUUUCGUCUCCGAUUCCUUCUUCUAAUCGAUGGCCUCUGAGCCUUCGAUUUGUACGUCUGUGCAUAGUGACUUCGUUGCUACCGCUACAGCCAUGGAAAAACCACUUCGUAGGUCCAAGGCCGUCGUCCGAAAGGGGAAUGGAUCUCGGCUACCGAUGUUGAGGUCUGGCGAGCAGCCAGGACGCUAGCAAAAUAUAUUGGUACGUAGUGGUAAUGUAGUUAAUCGCUAUGAAAACCAUCUUUUCCGCCGCAAUAGAUUGGCGCGUCAUAAACGAUAUAUAUACUUCCGAAAAUAGAAUUUAUUGUGUUAUAUCGUGUUUUUCCUAUAAACCUUACACAUGUCCAUAUGUACUUUUGUGUAGGGAUUCGUAGACAAUCCAUUUAUGUUAUUUUAUAACACCUGCACUAAAAUUUACCACUAAAUGCAUUGUUCACUCAAAAAUAUAAAAAACUAAAAAAAUGCUUCGUAGGGCUAUA
Messenger RNA from Varroa destructor (honeybee mite), 1680 nucleotides. RefSeq lists its product as uncharacterized. Lineage: Eukaryota; Metazoa; Arthropoda; Arachnida; Mesostigmata; Varroidae. The record is from RefSeq and is a predicted model, not a curated record.